CGCCUCUCUCAGUUUGAAACACUUUCACCCUGGACAUAUGCUGUCUUCAUCUGUCGUGUUUGGUGGGAUUACGAAUGCAAAGAGAAUCGCCUUGAAUGCAGAAGUUCUGUAGAUAUCUCGUCCCCCAACAGAAGUGGUAAAAUAUCUGGCAGGGAUGAUGCACUGAGGACCGGUGCCAGGAGCUUUGACUCGGCAGGUCUGAGGUCAGUUGGCGAGCUGUACAGGGAAGGAGGAUGGAGCAGGCCCACAGUCUGCUGCUGAAUGAGGAUGCCUGUAGCCGUCUGGGAGAACACCAGAGGGCUGAGUUUGUCUUUGAGUGGCUGCGUUUUCUGAAGAAGCUGCUCCCUGUUGCAGACAGGGCGGAUGUGAAGCAGAAUCAGAAGCGGCUGGUGGAGCAGCUGACGACCAUUCUGACAGGCUCUCCAGGCUCCUCCACACGCUGGUUGUUGGCCCACUGUCUGGCUCUGCUUUACCGGGUGGGUGACUCCUUCACCUCCAGCCUCACUGUGGACCGCUGCAAUGACAUCAUCCGCUGCAAGGACGACUCACCCAGCUUCCUGCCCACUCGACUGGCGGCCGUGGCCUGUCUGGGUGCUAUGUACGAGCAGUUGGGCCGCCUGCUCAUCAGCUCCUUUAAAGAGACAGUGGCAAACCUUCUGAAAGCCUUGAAGGGAGCAGAGUCUCAAGGGCGCUAUGAGAUCAUGCUGUGCAUAGAGAAGAUUCUGAAAGGUUUAGGGGUGAGCGCAGUGCCCUGUCACAGAGACAUCUACAAAGCCACGCGUGCCUGCCUCACUGACCGUUCUAUGGCUGUUCGCUGUGCUGCCGCCAAGUGCCUAUUGGAGCUCCAGAGAGAAGCCGUAUUCCUGUGGUCCACUGAGCUGGAGAAUGUGGCCUCGCUCUGUUACAGGGCCUUUGAGGGCUCCAAUUAUGAUGUUCGUGUUGCUGUUUCCAGACUGCUGGGCACCUUGUUAGCCUCUUCACUUGAGCCUAAACAAGCCAUAGCUCCCAGGCCGGGCUCCAGGCGUAGCUGUCUGGAAGAGGUGAUGGAGCUGGUGUCCAGCGGCUUCUUACGAGGGUGUGCAGGCUUCCUGCGAGCCAGUGGGGAUCUGCUGAAGGGCACGAACUCCGUGAGCCGAGAUGUGCGCGUGGGCAUCACUCAGGCGUGUGUGGUAUUCAUAUCCACUCUGGGUGGAGCGUGGCUGGAGGCACAUUUCUCCUGCCUUCUGUCGCUUCUCAUGGAGCUGGUCUCUCACACACGGGCUACCCAAAGCCCAGUUGAUGCUGUCUGCUGCCGACGCUGUGUCUCCUUCAUCCUGCGAGCAUCUGUGGGCAGCCUUCUGGGAGAGAAGGCCCAGAUAGCAGCUGCCAAGGAGAUAUGCCAGGCCAUCAGCAAACAGAAGAGGGCUAUAGACAUAGCAUUGUGUGAAGGGAAUGUAGAGACUCGAGUGAGCAACACAGAUGUGGCGGCCAGUCAGCAUGUGCUGGUGUGUGCCCUCCUGGAGCUGGGCAGUGUACUACAAGACCUGGGUUCCAGCGCCGCCCCUCUGCUACAUGACGCCAGCACAGGUAUGCUGGACACUGUGAUUUCUGUGCUUCUUCACCCUAACGUAUCUGCCCGACUGGCAGCAGCUUGGUGCUUGCGCUGUGUGGCUAUAGCGAUACCCGCUCAGGUGGCUGUAUUACUGGACCGCUGUUCAGAAAGGCUCAAUGCCCUAAAGUCCUGCCCCGAGGCUGUGGCUGGGUACAGUGCUGCUAUUGCUGCCCUGCUGGGUGCUGUACAACACUGCCCACUGGGAAUACCACACAUCAAAGGCAAGGUGGUGAUGGGCUUGGCUGAAGAUCUGCUGCGUUCUGCUUCCCAGAACAGUCGGAUUUCCAUCCAGCGAACUCAGGGAGGCUGGCUACUACUUAGCGCUCUGAUGACCUUGGGACCCACUGUAGUGGAGCAUCAUCUGCCCAGAAUGCUGUUGCUAUGGAAAUGUGCCUUCCCCCAGUCUGUUAAGGAGCUGGACAGUGAACUGAGGCGUGGGGACUCUUUCACCUGGCAGGUGACCCUGGAGGGCCGCUCAGGAGCACUGUGUGCAAUGAAGAAUUUGGUGGUGCACUGCAGGGAGCUCCUCACCGAUGAUGUCAUUUGUCGAGUGCUUCCUCUCCUUUCCUGUGCUGUGGCCCUGUUGACUCAGUUGCCUUCUCUGGUCAAAUCCUAUGGGAACCAGCUCAAAAAUGCUGUCACUAUUUUCCGACUGAGAGUGUAUGAGAUCCUUGCACUAUUGCCCCCGAAGACGUAUGAAGAAUGUUUUGACACAUUACUGAAACAGCUGCUGAAUGACCUGACCGGUCCAGAGAACAUGGCAUGUGCUGAGCUCAGUCUGCUGCCUACCCUGUGCCACAACCAGGACCUGGCUCUGCUGGGUCCUGCCCUUCAGGACAUGGACCAGCAGUACAUCGAGGAGCAGCUACAUGGAGGCAGUAUAGGAGGAACUUUAGAGUACGACCCUUUUACCAUCUUUGAAAAAGCUCAGGAGGUACCUGCACCUCUUCCACCACCAGCUGCCCUAACUGCUGCUGCAGUCCAGUUGUUUGGGGUCAUUUUCCCCCACCUGACUAUCCAGCAGAGGGCCCAAGUGCUGGAGCAGUUUUGCGAGUGUGUGAGGCUGUUGAAGGGCGCUCGACAACAGACAGUCCAAGUCCAUGCCACAGCUGCUUUUUGCUGUACUCUGAAGGGUUUGGCUUUGGGUCAUGAAACGUUGGGUCCAGAGGAAGUGCAGAAGCCAGGUCUCUCUCUCCUGUUAGGGGCACUAGAGAGUUCGAAUGCCCUCCUGCGCUGUGUGGCUGCUGAGGGUCUUGCCCGACUUGCACAAGUCCUCAACGAACCCAAUUUUACAGUCUCUCUGAGCCUGAUGAGCUUCGACAAGUUAAAGACAGCAAGGGACGCUGUCACACGCACAGGCCAUUCCUUGGCUCUGGGUUGUCUGUACCGCUACAUGGGGGGUAUCAGCUCCCCACAGCACCUCAGUGCCUGUGUUGGGGUCCUGUUUACACUCUCCCAGGACAAUACAUCACCAGAAGUCCAGAUGUGGUCUCUUCAUUCUUUAUCCAUGGUGGUGGACCUGGCAGGGCCUCUAUACCGCAGUCACAUAGAUGCCAGCUUGACUCUAGUGCUAAGGCUGCUUCUCUUAACACCACACACACACGUGGAGGUGCAGCAGAGCCUGGGCCGCUGCCUCAACGCUCUCAUCACAUCGCUGGGACCUGACCUGCAAGGGGAGGGUGCAGGUGUUUGUGCAGUGAGGACUUCGUGUUUAGUGGGUUGUGCAGUGAUGCAGGACAGUCCAGACUGUCUGGUGCAGGCCCAGGCCAUCACCUGCCUGCAGCAGCUGCACAUGUUCUCACCCCGCCACGUCAACCUGGCCAGCCUGGUGCCCAGCCUCUGCGAGAUCUUGUUGGAUUAUUCUGUGUUGGUAAACCUGUGCAGUCUGUACCUGUCCCUACGACGAGCAGUUGUAGCAUGCUUGCGGCAGCUGGCCCAGCGUGAGACUGUGGAGGUGUCUGAGCACGCUGUGGCACUGGUGAAGGAGCUGCCUCGAAGAGAUAACACACAGCUGGAUGUGACAAUUAAAGAAGUAGGUCUGGAGGGAGCCCUGUUCAGCCUGCUGGAUCGGGAGUCAGACCCCCGGCUCCGCCAAGACAUCAAGGAUACGCUGGUUCAUAUGAUGAGCUCCGCUGCUGAGAGUGAACUGGCCCACUGGCUAAAGCUCUGCAAGGACGUGCUCUCCGCAUCCUCUGACUCGGCAGUAAUCACACUGGUGGAGACCAACCAGGAAGAGGAUACUGAUGACUCUUCUGCCUUCCAUGCCAAGCGUGAGCACAGCGGGCCCUUCAACAGCUUGCGAUGGUCUACGCGAGUGUUUGCUGUUGAAUGUGUUUGCCGCAUUAUAGUGCAGUGUGAGAGCGGAGAUCCGGCUCACUUUGACAUGGUGCUGGCUCAGGAGCAGCGCUUGCACGAGUCCACAGAUUUCCUGGUUCUCCAUUUGGCCGAUCUGGUACGCAUGGCCUUCAUGGCAGCAACGGACCACAGUGAGCAGCUCCGGCUGGCCGGCUUGCAGAUGCUACUUGUCAUCAUCCGCAAAUUUGCCAGUGUUACAGAACCAGAGUUCCCCGGGCAUGUCAUUGUAGAGCAGUACCAGGCCAUCGUGGGAGCUGCUCUGAGACCUGCUUUUAGUGUGGAUGCCCCACCUGACGUCACUGCUAAAGCCUGUCAGGUUUGUAGUGCAUGGAUCACCAGCGGGGUCGUCAGCGAUCUCCGGGACCUGAGGAGGGUGCACCAGCUUCUGGCGUCCUCGCUGGUCAAGGUUCAGGGAGGGCGAGAUGUGCUCAAUCCCUUCUAUAAUGAGAGCACUUUCACCAUGGAGACACUGGCUGUGCUCAAAGCCUGGGCAGAGGUGUAUAUUGUGGCAGUGCAGACCACCAGGCAGAAGGAGAGUCCUGCUGUGUGGCACCAGGAACAGCAACAAGAACAGUGCGAGGAUCAUGGAACUGCAGAGACAGCAGGAGCUGGCCUGCUGAAGCUGGUGCAGGGUGACCUGGCUACGCUGAGCCGCCUGUGGCUGGCCGCACUGCAGGACCAUGCGUUGCUCACUCUGCCUCCAACCUAUGCCAGUCAGCUCCCAGCCACAGGCGGCUCAUUCUAUACUGCAGAGACCGUGGAACAGGUUCGUCAACAUUACUGUUUUGCCUGGGCUCCUAUCCUCCAUGCCACCGCCCUCUGGCUCAACAGUACAGAGUUCAUCAUGGUUGACGAGGGUCCAGCCAACCUUUCCAGGCCUGUCACCCCCACCUCCAUGGGCCAGUCCACCACUCUGGCCAGCAUUAAGUCCCCGGAGGAUGUCAGCACUGAGCGUCUCCACCUCAUCCUGGGGAUCAGUGUUGAGUUCCUGUGCUCACCACACUCUCAGAACCAAAUGGAGAACAUCACCUCAUGUCUUCGUGCCCUGCAGGCCUUACUCGAUGUGCCUUGGCCCCGUUCAAAAGUGGGCAAUGACCAGGCACUGUCUGUGGAGCUUCUCAGCGUGCUGCACAGGCUGAUCGUGACACGUGAGUCCCCGGGGGUCCAGCUGGCUGUGCUGGAGCUGGUGCGGCAGGUGGUAUGUGCAGCUCAGGAGCAUGUCAGAGAGAAACGCCACAGCGCAGAAGUGGAUGAUGGUGCAGCUGAGAAGGAGACAGUACCAGAGUUUGGAGAGGGCCGAGACACGGGUGGCCUGGUCCCUGGGAAGUCUCUUGUGUUUGGAGCUCUGGAGCUUUGUCUCUGUAUACUGGUCCGGAAGCUACCGCAGCUCAGUCCACGGCUAGCCGGCAGUCCCACUGGGCAGGGAGGCCUGCCCUGGUCCCUCAGCGUCAGUGACUGCAGGCUGGUCACUUCGGCUUUGGGGAUCCUUUCAGAGCUGCCUUCCAUUUGCUCGCCUGAGGGCAGCGUGUCCGUGUUGCCCACUGUGCUGUAUCUACUGCUUGGGGUGCUGAAGGAGCUAGUGAGGGGGUUUGUUGCAGCAAACAGAGGAAUACUGGUAUCUGGAGCCCUGCAAGCACUGCGCAAUGUCUUGUCCUGUCCCAUGAGCAGAGCUGAGAAGAGUCGUGCUGCAUGGGUCGAGCUUCUGCGCUCUGCUCUCAGUACACUGCUGGAGUGCUGGGAUACAGAUAAGAUGGAGCCUGUUGUGGAUGAGGAAACCUUGUUGACAGCACUCACCAUCUUCCUGCUGUCUGCCAGUGCUGAGGUCAUCACAGUGGAACCACUGCUGUCACUCUGUGUCUGCAAAUUCCAAGCCAGCCUGGAGUCCAAGGACCCCAUGUUGCUGAGCAGGAGUUACCAGUUGUUGGCAUCAGUGUUUCAGGGCCCAACAGCAGUAGCUGGGCCAUUUAUCCAGGCAUUGGGCAGACAAUUAGUGGGUUAUUUGCAGCAAGUGGAGAAGAAUCGGCCUCAGACUGCUGCUGAGCUCCAGGCAGUGCAGGAUGGAGUCGGAGCCAUGGAGGCACUCGUGCUCGCCGCAGAGGAAACACACCAUAUUGGUGUUGGUGCAGGUUCCCAGCUGGUGACUAUACUUUUACCCAUCCUGGUCUCCUUCCUGCUGGACGAGAACACUUUGGCCUCAGCACCUGCAGCUUCCCGCUCUCUGCACGAGUCUGCUCUGCGAGACCUGAUGCGUAUUGGGCCCCAGCAUUCUGCUGUCUUCAAAACGCUCAUGGCCUCCGCCCCCCACAUGAAGGCCCGACUAGAAGCAGCCAUUAAGGGCAACCAGGAGAGUGUGAGCGCCAAAGCUACACCACCUCAGGUUUCUGGCAAGCACAUCCCCAGCAUCCAGCUGAAAACCAACUUCCUGUAAAUCUUAGAAGUUUUUAGGGCAGACAUAAAGAUGUUAUUUUAAUUUAUCCUGGUUUUAAGACAGUAAGUUAUUACAGUAGUCAUACGUUAAUAUUCAUUCUAAAACUAUUAACCUCUAUGAGGAACUUAAUUAAAAUGAAGCUAGUGAAGAUUUUUUUUUUUUUUUUGGAAAGAGAAUACAGACUGCAUUGAGAAUGAGGAACCUGUUGUGGUGAGUAAGGAAUACACUGUGUUUAAAAAUGUAGUUCUUACCUGCAAAUGAACUUCAUGUGGCUUUUAUAUUUAUCAUCAAUUUAAUUUGUAAUACUAAAUACCUCAGUAAAUAUUAAAUCCACUUCUCUCACUCAGUCAGGCAGAAGAUAACUGGUUGUGAGAAGUGUCUGUGUUUGUGUUAGCCUACGAUUUCCCAGUUCUUUUUCUGGAGGCUGUCAGCAUUGUACAUUUUAGUGUUUCCCUGCCAUUAUACACCACUUUUGAAAAGUUUAAAUGCCUCUUAAUGAAUUCAUGGGUUGAGUCAGGUGUCUCAGAGCAAGGAAAAACACAAAAUGCAGUACAUGACUAGGAUUAAGAAAAACUGUUUUAGCUCAUGUAGGUUAGCUGAACCUCAUUAACUCACAGCUUGCCACUAUAACCUGAUCCAUAACUACACAUUUUUAACUCACUACAGAACAAACAACUUCACUGAGAGCUCACUGAAAGCAUUGUUUGACAUUAAACUACUGCAUGUAAUUUACAGGUAAUCCUGAAAUGCACUUCAUGUUUUUUUUUUCCCUAGAGACAGUGCUAGUACUAGUAGAAUUCUUGAGCAUUACAGAUAUGGUCCCUGUUGCAAAUGCAUGAAAAAUUACAGCCUUAUAUUUGCAUUUCUGCAUUACAUUGCUCUACAACUCCUUUUGUAAGUCACUGCACUGAUACCUGCAGUGCAACUUCGUAUAUAUAGUCAGACAUGGUGUUAUGCUAUUCAUUUAAUACUUAAUGAUGCAUGGAAAGCUGAUCACAUUUCACAGGUUUUAACAUGUUCUGCACUGCUGAUUAUUGGCUAGAAUGAUAUUUAAGGUAAUGGAUACUACCUAAAGGGGAUACAAUUAUAUAAGGUUGUAUUCAAUUUACAAUUAUAAUAUGUUUCUGAUGAUAUCAGGAUACAGUGAGAACAGAUCUGUUAUAACAUAGAUGGUACUGAAGAGACUUUAUUGCACAAACUGGGGAACUGUAACAUUUGAACUGAUUGUUGUGGUUUAAUUUUUUUUUUUCUUUUUCAGUAUUUUUAGGCAUCAGGUGCUGCUUCCAGCUGUUUCACUUUGUUGGCACUUUUUCUGCAGUAAAGAUGUAAAUUAAUACUGUAUUUGUAACCAUACCACAUAUUUUGUAUUCUGUAAAGUGCACAAAAUCAUAGGGCAAAAUUAACAGUUAUUUUGUGAAUAAAUGUUGCAGAAUAAAUAUCUUCUGUCAAGAA
Molecule: messenger RNA, 7826 nt
Organism: Colossoma macropomum (tambaqui)
Lineage: Eukaryota; Metazoa; Chordata; Actinopteri; Characiformes; Serrasalmidae
Gene: heatr5a
Product: HEAT repeat containing 5a
Exons: 37
Coding region: 234-6374 (2046 amino acids)
Biological process (GO): endocytosis; intracellular protein localization; retrograde transport, endosome to Golgi
Cellular component (GO): endocytic vesicle; Golgi apparatus; membrane
Source: RefSeq, a predicted model, not a curated record